AUGUGUCCAGAGGGUUCAUCCUCGACUAUUUCCACCAUAGGAGCAUCCAGCCAUGAAGAUCUCAUACCGAUCAACACAAGGGCCACUUACCUCAAGAGGACGACGAGACGCGAGCGCCGCCUGCUGGUGCUGCUCGUAGUUCUCGGGCUGACCGCUGCGGCGCUGCUCGUCGCCCUCGUCAUACUCGCCUGCCUCUACCUCAAGAGAAGCUUUGCUGUGCGGAUAUGUGACUCACCAGAGUGCAUCAGAUCGGCGGCGAAUCUGAAGCGCUCCAUGGACCCUACUGCGGACCCGUGCGAGGACUUCUACCGCUACACGUGCGGCGGGUGGCCGAGAGACCACCCCAUACCGGGGGCGGCGGUCGCACACAGCUGGUUCGACGAGCGGGCCGAGCGCGUCCAGAUGGAGAUACGCGAUUUCCUGAACCAGAACGACAGCAAUGAGGAUCCCGAGCCCGUGAAGAAGGCCAGACUGAUGUACCGCGUCUGCAUGGACACACGGACGCUGGACAGCCGUGGCCUGAAGCCAGCCAAGCGCGCCAUGGAGUCUGUCGGCCUGGAACUGGAGGCUCCAGCACCACUGGGAGGGGGCGCGGUGCCCGCGCAGUCGUCGUGGUCUGCGGUGAUGGGCCGCACGCGGCGCCUGCUCGCCUACGAGACGCUGUUCGGCGUCGGCGUCUACUGGGACCUCCACAACCGCUCCGUCAACACCAUCAUGCUGGGGCGGCCCGCCGCCAAGUCCCCGUUGCCCUCGCACCAAGAGCUGGAGGAGCGCAUCCGCAAGCUGUGGCGCAGGAGGGCGCGCCAGCAGGCUCGGCCAGAAGAGCCCCGGCAGUGCAGCGGCCGGCUGUGUGCCGUCGUCAGCCAGAGCCGCAGGGUGCUGGCCUCCAGGGAGGAGCAGGCCUACGUGGACUACAUGCUCGCCGCCGCCACCCACGCACACGUCUCGACCAGGGGCAGGAGCAGCGCCGCAGCGCUGGACCGGGACCUCCAGGACGAGGCCGCCUGGACCGUCCUGGACUUCGAGCAGAGUCUGCGCAAGGCGUACUAUGAAGAAUCUGCAGGCCAGGACUACAGCCUGAUGACCGUGGCGGAGCUGCAGAAUCUGACUGACACAGCCGCCGAGAAAGGGACCACUGAUGUCAGAGUGAGUAGAGCCAGAGACACCACCUAUGUGUAUGUGUUUGUCCCACAGGUGAACUGGCGCGAGUUUCUGGAGGAGGUGUUCUCCGGGGUGGAGAACGUGACGCUGCGCCUGGAUGGGCGUGACGCAGACCUGGUGGCCGUGCUCGAUGUGGACUACCUCACAUCAGUGGCCGCCAUACUGGCCAACCACACCGCCGACACAGUGUGGACUUCGCUGUGGUGGCAGGUGUUCCGCGUGCUGUCUCCACACACGGACCGCGCCAUGCGCCAGCUCAAGCACAACUACCUGGAGGCGUCGCUGGGCAUCCAGUUCCGGCAGGCCAGGCCCCUGGUGUGCGCCAGCGCGGUCAACCAGCUGCUGGGGAUGGUGGUUAGCUACAUGUACGUCGCAGAGCCCCGGUUCCUCAACAGCACGCGCAGGAAGGUGGAGGAAAUGAUCGAGGACAUCCAGAAGGCGUUUGAGACGCUGGUGACGCUCUCUGACUGGCUGGACCAACCCACAAAAGCGGCGACCAUCAGAAAGGUCCGCGCCAUGAGCCGACUGGUCGCCUUCCCCGACUGGCUGGCCAACAGGACCACCUUUGAGGAGUACUACCAAGAGCUGGAGAUCCAGGUGGGGGAACAUCUGGAGAAUAUGCUGGGAAUCCUGCGGUUGCAAGUCUAUUCCAUGCUGUCGACUUUACGAACCACAAACAAUAACAUCAGUGCGGACUGGGCCAGCGAUCCUACAACUGUCAACGCGUACCACACAUUCCAGUCCAACGCUAUCACUAUUCCAGCCGCAAUUCUGGACUUUCCAUUCUACGACCUAGGAAUUGAGGCACUGAAUUACGGGGCCAUAGGGACCAUCCUGGCUCACGAAGUCACUCACGGCUUUGAUGAUACAGGUCGUCAGUAUGACCCGAGAGGUGAACUGGUGCCGUGGUGGACCAACAGAACAGUGGAGGCAUACAGUAACCGCACACAGUGCUACAUCAACCAGUACAGCGCCUAUAACGUUACGGAAGUCAGCAAACAGGUGGAUGGAGAGCAGACGCUGGACGAGAACAUCGCAGACAAUGGGGGGCUGCUGGAGGCGUUCGUAGCCUACCAGCUGUACCUCAUACGCAACCGUAAUGAGGAUGGCGUGCUGCCUGGGUUCCAGAACUUCACUCAUAACCAAAUGUUCUUCAUCGGAUAUGGAAACAUGUGGUGUACUGCGAGCACGCCCAGUGGCCUCAAGUGGGCCCUGGAGGACGAGCACGCGCCCAACCACGUGAGGGUGCAGGGCACGCUCUCCAACCUGCCCAACUUCGCCGAGGCCUUCAGCUGCCCAAGCGGGUCGCGCAUGAACCCUGACAACCGCUGCAAGCUCUGGUAG
Messenger RNA from Schistocerca gregaria, 2505 nucleotides. It is a transcript of the gene Nep5, whose product is annotated as endothelin-converting enzyme homolog. The coding region runs from base 1 to 2505 and encodes 834 amino acids. Gene Ontology annotation, biological process: protein processing. The transcript has 20 exons. Lineage: Eukaryota; Metazoa; Arthropoda; Insecta; Orthoptera; Acrididae. The record is from RefSeq and is a predicted model, not a curated record. Gene Ontology annotation, molecular function: metalloendopeptidase activity. Gene Ontology annotation, cellular component: plasma membrane.